This is a messenger RNA of Morone saxatilis (striped sea-bass), 1986 nucleotides long. It is a transcript of the gene spock3, whose product is annotated as SPARC (osteonectin), cwcv and kazal like domains proteoglycan 3. The record is from RefSeq and is a predicted model, not a curated record. Lineage: Eukaryota; Metazoa; Chordata; Actinopteri; Moronidae. Bases 129 to 1349 code for a protein of 406 amino acids. The transcript has 11 exons. Gene Ontology annotation, molecular function: calcium ion binding; protein binding.
GGAGACAGAGAGGGAGGGAGAGAGAGAGAGCUGCUAUUACUAGUGACAGAAAACGGCAGCGAGCACAUACAGUCUGGAGAGCAGUUGAUGCGACAAGCGGUGGACUGCGGUGUCCUACAGCCUGAUCCAUGUCCUCUCUCCGUGCUGUUGUUGUGUGUCCGCAGAUGCUGAGCGUCGCCUUGCUGUGUGUGUGCGCCGUCGCCUUUGGACACGUCUCCGCUCGCUCAGACAGCGGCAAUUUUUUGGAUGAUAAGUGGCUCGCUGGGAGAUGGGAUAAAUUCAGAGAUGAGCCUGGAACAUGGACUCCAUCCAAGCCAUUCGAUCAAGGCCUUGAUCCAGCCAAAGACCCAUGUCUUAAGAUCAAAUGCAGUCGCCACAAGGUGUGUGUGGCUGAGGAUUAUAAGACUGCCUCUUGUGUCAGCCAGAGGAGAGUUAGUUUUAAAGAUCCCAGUUUGUACCAGAGUCCGGGGUCAAAGUGCAAACCCUGUCCUGUGGUCCACCCCGCUCCUGUUUGUGGAACUGACGGCCACACCUACUCCACCAAGUGUAAGUUAGACUACCAGGCGUGCAUCACAGGAAAGAAGAUCGCUGUAAAGUGUCCUGGCUUGUGUCCUUGCCCCUCUCAGCCUGAACAGAUCUCUGCAGAGAAGAAAGUGUGCAGUGAGUUGGAGCUGAAGGAGGUGGUGAGCCGUCUGAGAGACUGGUUCAGAGUGCUGCAUGAGAAUGGCAUCCACAAGAGAGUCAAGAUCCAGAAGCCAGAGAAGAACAAGUUUGAGGUUGGGGCGUCACCCAUUUGUAAGGACCCUCUGGGCUGGAUGUUCUCCCGGGUGGACACAAACUUUGACCUCCAGCUGGACGAGGCAGAGAUCAAGAGCCUCUAUCUGGACAGGAACGAGCCCUGCUCCGAUGCUUUCUUCAAAUCCUGCGACACACAUGCCGACGAUGUUAUAACCAGCUCUGAGUGGUGCACAUGCUUCCAGAGGUACACAGAUUCCCCUUGUAAAGCAGAGCUGUCCAGUAUCAACAAAAAGCAAGCGGGGAAGAAACUGCUUGGUCAGUAUCUGCCAUCCUGUGAUGAGGACGGUUACUACAGGUCUCACCAGUGUCACAGCAGCAGCGGCCAGUGCUGGUGCACGGAUCGCUAUGGCAACGAGGUGGCCGGCUCACGCACCCAUGGCCCAGCAAACUGCGGCGUGAUUUUGGAGUCUUCAGGAGACCUCGGCAGUGGAGACUCGCUGUUCACUGAUGACGAUGAAGAUUCCUUUGUCCUCAACGACCAGGCCGGGAUGGACGACGAGGACGACGAGGACGAGGAUGAUGACGACGACAACGACGAAUAUCUGUCGUAAUUUUGAAAAAGAAAACACAAAAAAGAAAAAAGAGAAAACUGUUUGUUUGGUCAAACUGCACGUUUCUAGGUGACUCCCCAGGCAGAUACUUAAUCGUACUAACAGCCUAUGGACUACUCUCUGUGUAUUGUUUGUUCAUUAGUAAGAAAAAAAAACCAAUAUUCCUGGCAAACGUUUAUGAUUUCUCUUCCUCUCUAAGUAUAAAAUAUGAUUGGUUAAUGGCACUUGUUCACUUGUGUGUCAGCCAAACAGAAAACCUGACAAGGACUAAUCAACAAACCAAUCCAGUGCUUUGGAUUUGGUCACGUGUGCAAAGACCUCUCCCUUCAUUGGACAGUCCAUGUCUUCUAGUGUAUCCUGUCCAUGUGCAGCACUCCGAUGCCUGAGUGUGUUGAUGCCUGAGGCGCAAUGUUAAAGAGAUUUCCCCUUCAUUCCUUCAUCCUCAUACCCCCCCCCCAAACACUUUUACUCCUUAUCAAAUGUUCCUGUGUAUAGGUGGGAUGUUGAUGAUGUAGAUAAGAGAAUAUUGCACUCUUUAGGUUUCUUUUGAUCUUGAUUUGUAACUGUGACUGUAACUGUGUGGAAAAACAAGAUAAGAGUUAGACAUGCUUCAUUAGGAGAAUUAAGGCUAAAAAAA